AUGCAGCAUCAUCAACAACUGGAGCUGUGGCAACCACAACAGUCAACUAAGAAGAUGACGCUCACGUCAGGACUACUGAAGACAACUAUACAGCGUCGAGCUUUCCCAGUCCCGUCAACAUCUGGUGCAGUUACUCCGUUGACGCUUUCAGUAUGUAUUGUUCAGCCGCCACAAGUGGGAGUUCGUCCAGCUCACCUAAAUUCCGCAGUGAGUGAUCUUGGAACUUUGGUUGAUGGGCCCCCGCCACCAAACCUUGGGUCCUAUCCAAGAAUCCAGAAGAAUCGUCGUUUUCGGGCAGACUGGUAUACAAGCUACCCGUGACUUGAAUACAGCAUUGCAAAAGACAAAGCAUUUUGUUUUGUGUGCAGGAAUUUUAGCACAUCGACGGGCAAGAACGGCUCAGCAUUCACUCAAGUUGGUUGUUGGUCAAAGGCCUUGGAAAAUAAUCGCGGAUUUAAAGCCUAUGACAAAUGCUCCGAUCACCUCCGUUCCAUGACUCGUUGGGAAAGUUACAACAUCCAGAAAAAGAAUCCAGGGGCUAGUAUUAUAAAUAUGUUAUAA
Molecule: messenger RNA, 561 nt
Organism: Paramuricea clavata
Lineage: Eukaryota; Metazoa; Cnidaria; Anthozoa; Malacalcyonacea; Plexauridae
Source: the annotation of a GenBank genome assembly